AUGCGUUUCAUUGUUGCUGUCGCCAGCCUUGCUGGUAUCGCCUCCGCUACCGUCAUCAAUGCCGUUGCGGAUGUUGCAGUUGACGCCCUUGUCGACGUCGACGCCGCAGCCCACCUCGGCGUCAAGCUUCUCGACGCCAAGAAGGCACACAGUGGUUACAAAUGCCCUCACGCAAUGAGCUACUGCCCGUGGACCAAGGCCUGCGCCUGCCCCCCUGGCCAGAAGCUCGACCUCGAGACCAAGACCUGUGUCGGUGACGUACUUCGAGGUGCUUGGCCCGAGCCUGAUGUCAGUGUCUACGCCUCGGUCGGCGUCACGCUCGGCAAAUUCUGUGCAUUCUCUCCCACCAAAAUCGUCAAGUACGACCCCAACCACGAGUAUUGCCAGGCAAACCUCCACAACGUUGCCUUCUUGGCGGAUAUUGCUAUUGCGGCAGAGAUCGCUCACCUGGUCGAGAUCGACGUCAAUGCCAACAUUAGUGCCGAGCUGAAGAACGUAUGCGCCGCCCUGACUGGUCUUUACAUCGAGGACGUGCUUGAUGCCGUCGUCGCCUUCAACACCGACCUCCUUGGCCUCGCUGUUGUCGAGGCCGACAUCAAGGCCAGCCUGGGUGUAGGUAUUUUCAACCUGGUCAACAGCCUCACUUGCAGGCUCGGUUUGGGCGGCUGCAACUAUGACUGCGUCGCUUACUGCACCAAAGGCUGCCCCAACUAUGUCGACGUCGUUGGCGAGCUUGGUGGUCGUAUCACCGGUCUCGUUGGCUUCUGCAUUCUGCCAAAGGUCAUCUUGGUCGUUAACAGCCUCAAGGUGGUCGUCAGCGUCGUUGUUGACGGUCUUCUGUGUCUUGUCGGUGGUGUUAUCAGGACCGUCUUGUCUACGUUCAACUGCCACUGCAAAUAG
Metarhizium album ARSEF 1941 is the source of this 900-nucleotide messenger RNA. RefSeq lists its product as uncharacterized. The transcript has a single exon. The record is from RefSeq and is a predicted model, not a curated record. The coding region runs from base 1 to 900 and encodes 299 amino acids. Lineage: Eukaryota; Fungi; Ascomycota; Sordariomycetes; Hypocreales; Clavicipitaceae.